Messenger RNA from Lymnaea stagnalis (great pond snail), 4995 nucleotides. The record is from the annotation of a GenBank genome assembly. NCBI's taxonomy places the organism in Eukaryota, Metazoa, Mollusca, Gastropoda, Lymnaeidae.
ACCUUAUUUAUUUUUACGUCAUGCCCGACAACGCCCUAGAGUCUGUGCUGUAGGCAAGAAGAGGUGCACACAUAGUCUUUUGUUGUAACAUCAAUAGGAAAAGAGGAACGCCGUUAAUUGGGGUCCUCGCAACAACCUCCGUUACCUCUCUGCUGGACUGUGAGAUUUGCUUCGCGCCAAAUAUUGAAAAUGCGUGAAUGCAUCUCUAUCCAUCUGGGCCAGGCGGGCGUGCAGAUUGGAAAUUCAUGCUGGGAAUUGUACUGCUUAGAGCAUAUGAUACAGCCCGAUGGUUUACUCAUCCCAGAGGAGGCAGAAGGAGGACCCGUCGACGAUUCAUUCAAUACAUUCUUCAGUGAAAUCGGCGAUGGCAAGUACACACCUCGUUCAGUAUUUGUUGAUUUAGAACCAAAUGUAAUUGACCAAGUACGAUCCGGAGAGUACCGUAAGUUGUUUCAUCCCGAGUGUUUAAUUAGUGGUAAAGAAGAUGCUGCCAACAACUACGCACGUGGGCAUUACACGGUGGGGAAAGAGAUUCUGGACUCCGUUAUCGAUCAGAUUCGAAAACUCACGGACAACUGUGAGGGUCUUCAAGGUUUCUUUGUAUUCCAUAGCUUUGGGGGCGGCACAGGGUCUGGCUUCACAUCUUUGCUUAUGGAGAGGCUCUCGGCAGAUUACGGUAAGAAAUCAAAACUCGAAUUUGCAGUUUACCCAGCGCCACAAAUUUCGAACGCUGUCGUAGAACCGUACAAUUCUAUCCUAACCACCCAUACCACACUGGAGCAUUCAGACUGCGCCUUCAUGGUGGACAAUGAAGCCAUAUACGAUAUCUGUCGCAGGAACCUUGGCAUCGAACGUCCGAGUUACACCAACCUCAACCGCCUUAUCAGUCAGGUGGUCUCUUCAGUGACCACUUCAUUACGUUUCGAGGGUGCAAUGAACGUCGACCUGAAUGAGUUCCAGACCAAUUUGGUGCCCUACCCCCGAAUCCACUUCCCUCUAGCCACCUACGCCCCGGUGAUAUCUGCUGACAAGGCGUGCCACGAGAGAACAACGGUGGCGGAUAUGGCAAACGCAUGCUUCCAGCCAGCCAAUCAGAUGGUCAAAUGCGAUCCACGCUGUGGGAGGUAAGCUUAUUAGGCAGUCCUAAGACUAUGGGUAGCAGCGUAUUACGAACGUGAUCGGGGUCGUUUCGUUUCUCAGCUGAGGAAAGUCGUAACUAUUUCAAUAAUGCAAAACAUUGCCAUCUUACAUUCUAAAUAAUACCUCAAUACCCAUAGUCAUAAUUUUAUAAGAUUUUUUUUUUUUAAUAUGAUGUUAGGGUAAGAAAUAAGACUGAAAUUUUAUCUGCGAAUUGGAAUGAUAAUUAGAAUAUUAGUGGUGAUUUAAUGUCAUUUUGAGAGAACUGUAGGCGCAUAUGUCGUUCAAUUGAGCCCAAACUCGUCAAAACGACUUUUUAAGUGACUUAAAGUCCCAAGGUGACAUUUGAAAAAUAGAACUCUUAUUUCCAUUCCCCAAAAUCAACUGUAUUUCUAUUAUGGUUGUUACUUCCUGGACAGAACUCGUUUAUUCUAUUGAUGGUUGUUUUUUUUUUUAUUCCAACAUCGUGUAGAAGUGUAUCUUUUGGUAAUUCGCGUCAACAGAUGGUACAGAUUUCCGUUUUUAAGGAAUUCUUUUAAGAUUUUACUAGACUAAAGCAAAUCUGAAGCUUAUAUAUUUUUUUAAAUUUAUGUUUUACAUAAUUUGUUUAAGUUUUGUUAAUAGGAUUAUUUGUUCCCCACGGCAACAAAGCAACAUGAACAGCAGUAACCUCGAAAAUUUCAACCAAGACUUUUUCCUAUUUCGUUCCGUCCUGUUUGCAUGAUGACUGUUACAUUUCAGAUACAUGGCUUGUUGCAUGCUCUUCCGAGGAGACGUCGUGCCUAAAGAUGUCAACUCUGCCAUUGCCUCAAUCAAAGCCAAGCGAAACAUUCAAUUCGUUGACUGGUGUCCCACCGGUUUUAAGGUACAAAAAUAGACACCAUUAUUGGCGCCCGUGGUCUUUUUUGGCAGUUAUUGAUGUUAGAUCAAUGGAUCGAUAAGUUGCUGGAUGAAGCAGUCCCGUUCUGCCGUACACACUUACAAACUCUACCAUCACUAUUACUUCUCAUCACCACCUCCUCCCCACUCUCCAUCAAACCUUACCCCUUCCACAAAGCCCCACCCACUUAUCCCACUGACCCCCUAACAGGGUUGCCAACCGUCCGUAAAUUUACGGAAAGUCCGUAAAGAUUUGUCGUAAAAUUGACUGUCCGUAAAAUUCCGUUAAAAAAUUAAGACGUCCGUAAAAAAAAAAUCGACUAAACGUGGAAUCUCAACGUUUAAAAAACCCAGUAAAUUAUGUUUGUGAUCUCUAUUUUCUUGAUGUAAAUUUUAAUUUUUAAAUUGUUUUAGUGGCAUCCUGAGCUCUAUUAAUAAACUGUAAGAGCUUUCUGGACAGCUAGGCUGUUCGUUUUAAGGUCAACAUUUUAUGUUAAAUAUUUUGUUGAGAAUUCUUAUAUUUGUCAGUAAAUGUUAUUUUAUUGAGUUGGCAACCCUGCCCCCUAACCACUCUCCCCGUUCCUUGCUCAAGCGUCCAUAUUUCUCCUCCCUACCCUUCUUCCCUACAGUGUAUAUCAUAUACCCCCUUGCUCUCAUCUCCCCCACUCCCUUCCCUUUUCCCGGUGAAACCCCAUCUACACAUUCAGACCGAUCUCCCCCCCCCUCUUUAACCAUACCCUCAUUUACCUAGUUCUAACAUCGUGCGCCUAACGUCUUACACUUUACACCUUACUUCCCUUAACUGACUAUGCUUAAGAGAGGUUUACAUUGUGUAGGCCCUAUAUUCAACUAAUACGAAAACGACGAACACCCCCAAAAAUUAACAAUAAACGAACGAGACAAUGUUUUCUUUUCAUACGACUACGAUUAAUUAAUUUAAUUUAAGGCAUUAUAUUAUGUAACGGUGAAUCAAUUGCUCUUAUAUUUUGCGUACAUACAUUCAUAAAUGUGGUUUUUUUCUGUCUGUCUCAAGGUGGGUAUCAACUACCAGCCCCCAACAACUGUGCCUGGUGGAGACCUGGCCAAGGUCAAUCGUGCCGUGUGCAUGUUGAGUAACACCACCGCCAUUGGGGAGGCCUGGUCACGGCUUGACCACAAGUUUGACCUAAUGUACGCUAAAAGGGCUUUCGUACACUGGUAAGCAUUUUUUUUUUUUAAAUCCUGUUUUAUUUCCCAACCUUAGGGCACUUCAGUGGUCAGUGAGUUCGAUAAAAAAUUAAAAAGACAUUUUUUUUUAAUGUUGCGUCCUAUUUAUAAUUUGGUUGAAUUAUUAAUUUGAAAUGCAACCGACCAACAUUUUUGUUUACGUUUCCCCCAGGUAUGUCGGCGAGGGCAUGGAAGAAGGUGAGUUCUCCGAGGCACGUGAAGAUCUUGCAGCCUUGGAGAAAGACUACGAGGAAGUCGGUUUGAACUCCACAGAAAGUGGGGACGAAGAAGACUUGGAGGAAUAUUGAUAGACGCGGCCAUCUCUCAAGAGUUACCAGAAUAUAUCAAGAACAGAAGAAGAAAAAAACAUCAGACAGGUCUAAAUACCAAAAAAGACAAUGGCCGAAAAACUUUCCAGAGUUUCCAAACUUCGAGCCCCCGUUUCUAUACUAAUAAACGCUUAACGGUCUGCGUAUCUGCUUCACCAGUUUUCAGUACAAAUCAACUAGUUCAACCAACUGAAUUCCUUUUAAGUGCAUAACCAUCUAAUGAAGUACGGGCCUAAUUUUAGACUUUUCCAUUUAUGAUAUCAAACGGUAAUGUAUUAUUUGGACAGUGAUUUCGGGAAUACUAAGUCUACAUACCAUGACACCUCCAUCAGAAAAUGGCUUAACCAGUAUAAUUUUUUUCAAAGUUGUGUUCAAAAUCGAUGGAAUGAGCUCUAUAAAAUCAACUCUUUGCCAUUGUAUCAAUUUUGCCGCCCCGGAUAUAACUCAUGUCACAAAUUAGAAUAUUUCAUCUAACCAACACAUCUACAGAAGACUACUUCAAACUAUAUAUUGUCCAUAAAAAAAAAAUAAUCUUACCAUCGAUCAAGCAAAAAUAAACAUCAUAUUUGCUGCAGAAAACAAUUUGACAUUUUAAGCUUUCUUUGAUCGUAUCUUGACAAGCUAAUUUUUUUUCCUAAGAAUAAAAAAAAUUGCAAUGUCUUUUUUUUUCUGUAAUGUUGAGAAUGCUAAACCAAUUUUUAUAGUGCUUAUAGGGCGUGGGUUACAAGAAUGACCCUAUCAAUUAAAUAUUUCACUAUGGAUUCUAACGUCUGCCCGUUGUUUUGAUUCAUUUUGUCUUUAAUUUUUUACUCAAAUCCCAGAAACCGGAUAUGACUUAAGUCAAAAACUUUUAGCACAGAUUAAAAAAAAAAAUGUACAUGAUGCAGGAUUUUGUACUUUCUUUUAUUCAAUAUAUAGCGAAUAUUUUACUCCUAUGUUUAAAAUUCUGACCUUGAAAGAAUUAUUAUUAUUAUUAUUAUUGUAAUGAUAAUAAUAGCAAAAUAAGUUUUGCAUAAUUAAAAUAAAAUGGGCACUUGAUGAACAAACAAAAAAGAUAGUUUUAAAAAUGAGUUUUGUCCCUUCUUAACUUAUUUUUAUUGUCUUUUUAAUUUUAAGUAGUUUAUCCCAUUGCUUAGUAAAAUUCGUGUUAUUUCUAACCUAAGGAUAAUAUGUUGUUACUAAGAGAUAAAAAAGCAUAGAGCCACAUACUGGGAAUGGGAAUCACCAAUUAAAUCCCCAAAGGCUAACACUAAGCCUCUAAUCUUGAACACCAGGUGACUGGCUUGUAAAUAUGAUUCUCUUGAAGUAAUUAGUCACUGAGUACAUUGCUGUAUCAGUACUACAUUCACUUUAUCAAUUAUUCCCUACUGAAGACACUUAAAUAACUUGAUUGAAUAAAAUGAAGAGACAAAUCAAGUACACUCCAUUUAAUGUUGUUAAAUUA